This is a messenger RNA of Punctularia strigosozonata HHB-11173 SS5, 1117 nucleotides long. RefSeq lists its product as uncharacterized. The coding region runs from base 34 to 1065 and encodes 343 amino acids. Lineage: Eukaryota; Fungi; Basidiomycota; Agaricomycetes; Corticiales; Punctulariaceae. The transcript is spliced from 5 exons. The record is from RefSeq and is a predicted model, not a curated record. Gene Ontology annotation, biological process: positive regulation of mRNA splicing, via spliceosome. Gene Ontology annotation, molecular function: RNA binding. Gene Ontology annotation, cellular component: U12-type spliceosomal complex; nucleolus.
CCUCAGCCUGCUUGUGCCAAGUGACCAAGUAUCAUGUCUCGCCCCCAGGAUGACAGGAACCAGGAGGCCACCGUAUAUCUGGGCAACCUUGACGAACGCUGCACGGACGCGCUCAUCUGGGAACUCAUGAUCCAGGCCGGGCCAGUUGUCAAUGUUCAUCUACCCAAGGACCGCAUUUCCAUGGCACACCAAGGAUAUGGUUUUUGCGAGUUCUUGACGGAGGAGGAUGCUGAGUACGCAUGCAAAAUCAUGAACCAGAUCAAGCUAUGGGGAAAGCCCAUACGUGUCAACAAGGCAUCUUCUGAUAAAAAACAACUUGACGUUGGCGCGAACCUUUUUAUCGGCAAUCUCGACGAGAAUGUGGACGAGCGGGUGCUCUACGACACGUUCAGUGCGUUUGGCGUCAUAUCAACAACGGCAAAGAUUGCUCGCGACCCGAGCACUGGGCAGUCCAAGGGCUAUGGCUUUGUCUCGUACACUGACUUCGAAUCCUCCGAUGCCGCCAUAGAGUCUAUGAAUGGCCAGUUCCUCAUGAACAAACCCAUCACCGUGCAGUAUGCAUUCAAAAAGGAUGGCAAGGGUGAGCGGCAUGGCACACCGGCCGAACGUCUGUUAGCUGCCCAAGCACGGAAGAACAACGCGUUACCGGUCGCAGCACGCACCGCCGCGCCUGGAAUGUUCGCCGCGGGCCGCCCGGGCUUCCCCGGACCCUACCAGCCCGGUCAAUUCGCAGGAGCCCUUGCGCAGCCCCCGCCACCACCCGGCUUUACCCCGCAACAGACCGUCGUUCCCGGCGUGCCGCCCGUAGGAUUUGCACCUCAGCAGGCUAUUGUCCCCGGCGCGCCGCCUGCGUACCCGCCUAUGCCGCCUAUGGGCAUGGGCAUGAUGCCCCCGGGGAUGCCAGCAGGGAUGCCCAUGGGGAUGCCCCCGCCACCACCUGGCAAUAUACCCGUGUUCAACCCUCAGGCGGGCUUCCCGCCCCCACCGCCUGGCUUCGCUCCGAAUAUGCAGGGUAUGCCCGGUAUGAUGCCUCCGCCUCCCCCUGCACCCCAUUAUGCCCAGUAACGCUCUGAUUAUCCUGUACUCGUGUAGCUUGUCAUAUAUGUCACACUUUUUC